Symbiodinium sp. CCMP2456 is the source of this 2100-nucleotide messenger RNA. Lineage: Eukaryota; Dinophyceae; Suessiales; Symbiodiniaceae. The record is from the annotation of a GenBank genome assembly.
AUGCGCCAGCGAGUUGCCUACGGAGCCCUGGACUUUGCCAAGACUCCUGUGCAGCUGCUGAUCAGCGUGCACCUCCUCACUUUCUACCAGCAGGCCGGGGCCUCCUUGGGAGCGAUCGCCUUCUUCACCUCGACCGCCCGCUGCUUCGACGUUUUGUCGGAUCCGCUGAUGGCACAGAUCUCGGAUGGCUUUUCCUCAAGGUUCGGCCGCCGAAGGCCGUUCGUUUUCGCCGGCUGCCUUCUUUAUGGCGGAUGCCUCCUGGCACUCUGCACACCUCCGGAGUCGCUUUCGGGGGCCAGCACCGGCGUUUGGUUCGGGUGCUUCUACAUCCUCUUUUUCCUGACAGAUACGCUUAUGUCAAUCCCUCACAAUGCGCUCGGGCAGGAGAUCACUUCAGACACCGAUCAGAGGCGCCUGGUUUUCAUGGUGGCCAAGAUUUUCCAGGCUCUUGGCAUGAUCGCGGCGGCGGCUUUACCAGUGCUCUUGGGAACUCUCAGCGCAGACUGCAAGCUGCCCGCCGAGUGUCAUGGGACCGCUGCAGAGGAUCACUGUGCAGCGCUGGAGCGGAGGUGCGAUGGUAUUCAGAGCCGACAGGCGAUGCUGGCAACAGGCCUCAUCUUCGGCGGUGUUGCCGUUGCUUCAGGUUUCGCCUGUGUCGCGGUGAUCCGUGAGCGCAAGCCGGUUCGUGAGGGUGAGGAUGGACUCUUGCAGCACCGGAGCCCAGGCAACGAUCAGCCAACGAAGUUGGACGAGAUCUUGCCCGGAUUCCUGGCAAUGCUGCAAAAUCGCCCUUUCCGGGCCAUGAUCGCUCCUUGGAUACUGGAUCAGACAAUCGUCGCCAUGCUUUCAUCGAGCCGAUUUGCAGUCGUGAGUCAACGCGUCCUGGUCCGCUGUCAUGCCCAUCGGUGCGCUCACGUGGUGUAUUUGAUCUGGUUCAACAGCUUUCGGUCUUGUGUCUUGUUUCACAUCGUGAGAUACUUGGCUUCCUGCGAGCAGCUGGGCAUUGGCCUCGUCUGCAUGCUCCUGGCUGCCAUCUUUUCCAUGCCUCUGUGGCAGCGUGCGGCGAUGGGCUUCGGAGACUACCAGACCUGGUUGGCCUUCAACUUCUUGAAUGCCAUCACUACGAUUCUGUUCAUCGUUGGCCAGACCUCAACACUUGCCAUCGUGUUAACCAUCUGCUUCGCCAUCCUCAAUGGUGCACCCAUAGGCGCCAGCUUCUUGACAGAUAACAUCCUGGGACUCGUGAUCGACUAUGACGAGCUUCGGACAGGGGAGCGGAAUGAAGCUACGUUUACGAUGUUCGCGAGCUUCAUUCCCAAGGUUGUCAGCGUGCCGGCUUCCGCCUUUCCGUUGACCAUUCUGGCAGUGCUUGGUUUCCGAGAUCCGGUAAACGGAGAGCUGCAGGAGCAACCGGAGCAGGUGCGCUGGGGCGUGAGGCUCAUGUUCUCGGUCGUGCCGACAUUGCUUGCGCUGACAAGCUUCGCGCUGAAAGGAUGGCUCUUUCCCUUCAAAGACUUGGCUCGGGCGGAUGCGGAGAUUAAGGCCGGGCUCGCGCUUCGCAAGCUCGGAGAGCCCUACCGGGAUCCACUGGAUGCCAGCUACAGGCAUCCGGACAAACUCUCCGAUCAGAACCCGGCGCAGGCCGACCACCUUCGCGUUGAGACACUGCUGUCCCACUUCUCGGGCUUGGAGGUGUCAGGCUCUCAGUUUGCCGCCGGACGGGUCUACUUGUCCUACUUUCGCCCCUUGGCUGGCCGCGUCGCAGAUGUGUGUGAGGCAAUCGAUAUCCGGAAUAUGCUGAGUUGGCUGCCUUCCAUCCUGGUGCUGCUGACUGGCCUAGGCAUCCUGGCAUCCUUGGUUGCGGGUCUCCGGCUGCGUGCGGCCCUGGCACUUCGGAAGCUCCUGCCGGACCUGCCAAGUGGCUAUCUCGAGGCAGCGUCAACUCGCAGGACCGCAAUGUUGCAGGCCAGGAACAUUUGUAUCUGUUUCCCCCUCCUGUCCUUAUCCAACCCAAUGUCAGUGAUCUGCGAUUGCCAGGCGCUGUGCGAUUUCGAUUUCGGUUUUCUGUUGUGCGAAGGACGAGGAUGCCGAGGAUCGUAG